UAACGUUCGCCUUACGUUUCGGUUGUGCGAGGACCCGGCGGUGUGCAGCCUGGUAACAGUGCGAGGGAAAAAUAAAUAAAUCAGUGAACAAAUAAAGCGGAUUGUACUGUUUCCGGAGUGAAACAGAGGCUUCGGUUAAUCGCAGAGGUGCUGUUGACACCCCAUCGCACAAGGCCGCAACAUCAUGGAGACGGAUCUGUAUGAUGAGUUUGGUAACUACAUCGGGCCAGAGCUGGACUCUGAUGAAGAUGAAGAUGUAGAUGCAGAAGACCGGGAUGCAGAUGAGGCAGAUGAAGAUGACGAUGAUGAUGACCAGGUGGAGGGGGAUGAAGAUGGUGGUGGUGGUGGUGGUGGUGGUGGGAUGGAGGUGGUGCUUCACGAGGAUAAAAAGUACUACCCUACUGCAGAAGAAGUGUACGGGCCGGAGGUAGAGACUAUAGUCCAGGAAGAGGACACCCAGCCUCUCACUGAGCCUAUUAUUAAACCUGUGAAAACAAAGCAGUUCACUCUUAUGGAGCAGGAGUUGCCAGCUACAGUUUAUGACAUGGAGUUUCUUGCUGAUUUGAUGGACAGCUCAGAACUGAUUCGAAAUGUCACUCUGUGUGGGCAUUUACAUCACGGCAAGACAUGCUUCGUUGACUGCUUGAUCGAACAGACUCACCCAGAAAUCCGCAAGAGAGAUGAUGCAGAUCUCCGAUACACAGACAUUCUUUUCACUGAGCAAGAGAGAGGAGUUGGUAUUAAGAGCACUCCUGUUACAAUGGUUCUCCCGGACUCCAGAGGAAAAUCCUACCUGUUUAAUAUUAUGGACACCCCAGGUCAUGUGAAUUUCUCUGAUGAGGUCACAGCAGGGAUCAGGAUCUCGGAUGGGGUUGUGCUGUUUAUAGAUGCUGCAGAGGGGGUGAGUAGGGCUGUUACUGUGGUGAUGCUGAACACAGAGCGCUUGAUUAAGCAUGCAGUGCAGGAGCGGUUAGCCAUCACCAUCUGCAUUAACAAAGUGGACAGACUGAUCUUGGAGCUUAAGCUGCCCCCUACUGAUGCUUACUACAAACUGCGCCACAUAGUGGAUGAAGUCAAUGGCAUGCUCAGCACAUACUCAACUGAUGAGUCUCUGGUGGUGUCUCCCCUGUUGGGCAAUGUGUGUUUCGCUUCAUCACAAUACAGCAUCUGCUUUACGCUCGGGUCUUUUGCUAAGAUCUACUCUGACACCUUUGGUGACAUAAACUACAAUGAGUUUGCGAAGAGACUCUGGGGAGACAUCUACUUCAACCCAAAAACGAGGAAGUUCACUAAGAAAGCCCCCAACAGUAACUCUCAGCGCAGUUUUGUGGAGUUUGUUCUGGAGCCACUCUACAAAAUCCUCUCACAGGUGGUCGGAGAUGUGGACACGUCUUUGCCACGGGUGCUGGAUGAGCUGGGAAUCCACCUGACCAAAGAGGAGCUGAAGCUCAACAUCAGGCCUCUUCUGCGUCUUGUCUGCAACCGCUUCUUUGGAGAGUUUACAGGUUUUGUGGAUAUGUGUGUGCAGCACAUCCCUUCUCCUCAAGGUGGCGCCAGAGCAAAGAUUGAGCACAGCUACACAGGAGGACUUGACUCAGACCUGGGGGAGGCCAUGGCAGAGUGUGACCCUGAUGGUCCUUUGAUGUGUCACACCACUAAGAUGUACAGCACAGAUGAUGGAGUUCAGUUCCACGCCUUUGGGCGGGUUCUAAGUGGAACCCUGCAGGCAGGUCAGCCGGUGAAGGUUUUAGGAGAGAACUACACUCUGGAGGAUGAGGAGGACUCACAGGUGUGCACCAUUGGACGCCUCUGGAUCUCUGUAGCCAGGUAUCAGAUUGAAGUGAAUCGUGUUCCGGCUGGGAACUGGGUGCUAAUUGAAGGGUGCGACCAGCCGAUCGUUAAAACUGCGACCAUCACAGAGCCGCGGGGGACUGAAGAGGCUCAGAUCUUCAGGCCGCUGAAGUUUAACACUGCCUCAGUCAUUAAGAUUGCUGUGGAACCUGUGAACCCUUCAGAGCUGCCCAAGAUGCUGGAUGGACUGAGGAAAGUCAACAAGAGCUAUCCCUCCCUCACAACUAAGGUGGAGGAGUCUGGUGAACAUGUUAUCCUUGGCACAGGUGAACUGUACCUGGACUGUGUGAUGCAUGAUCUGAGGAAGAUGUACUCUGAGAUUGAUAUUAAGGUGGCUGAUCCAGUGGUGACAUUUUGUGAGACAGUGGUGGAAACAUCCUCCCUCAAGUGUUUUGCUGAAACGCCCAAUAAAAAAAAUAAGAUCACCAUGAUUGCUGAGCCUCUGGAGAAAGGGCUUGCUGAAGACAUUGAGAACGAAGUGGUGCAGAUUACAUGGAACAGGAAAAAGUUGGGAGAAUUUUUCCAGACUAAGUAUGAUUGGGAUUUGCUUGCCGCUCGUUCGAUCUGGGCUUUUGGACCCGACACCACUGGGCCGAACAUCUUAGUAGAUGAUACGCUGCCUUCUGAGGUGGAUAAAGCUCUCCUUGGCUCGGUGAAGGACAGCAUCGUACAGGGCUUCCAGUGGGGAACUAGAGAAGGACCCCUCUGUGAUGAACCAAUCCGUAAUGUCAAGUUUAAGAUCCUGGAUGCAGUAAUAGCUCAGGAGCCGCUACACAGAGGAGGAGGACAGGUCAUUCCUACAGCCAGGAGAGUUGUGUAUUCAGCUUUCCUCAUGGCCACGCCCAGGCUUAUGGAACCCUAUUACUUUGUGGAGGUUCAAGCUCCUGCUGACUGCGUAUCUGCUGUGUACACUGUACUGGCACGCAGAAGAGGUCAUGUGACUCAGGACGCACCCAUCCCCGGCUCCCCGCUCUACACCAUCAAGGCUUUCAUUCCAGCAAUCGACUCAUUUGGGUUUGAGACUGAUCUCCGCACGCACACACAGGGCCAGGCCUUCUCCCUCAGUGUGUUCCACCACUGGCAGAUCGUUCCUGGUGAUCCUCUGGAUAAGAGCAUUGUGAUUCGUCCAUUGGAGCCUCAGCCCGCCCCUCACCUAGCCAGAGAGUUCAUGAUCAAGACCCGCAGACGCAAGGGUCUGAGCGAGGACGUCAGUAUCAGCAAGUUCUUCGACGACCCUAUGUUGUUGGAGCUGGCCAAGCAGGACGUGGUGCUGAACUAUCCCAUGUAAUGAAAAAGGACAGUACAGAUAAAUGAUCAUCCUCUAUCAGCCCUUAACCACAUUCAACCAGCAUCAGCUGACCCCAUCUGCGGUUAAGAUUUGCCCCAGCUGCUGUUUUCAGCACACUCUUCCCCAGUGUCGAAGUUUGAGGGCUUUCCAGAGCUCCUCUUCAGUUCUCCCAGUGCUCAGUUUCUAAAACACAAGCAGAGUGCGAGAUACAGCCAUUCUGUCUAAUUAAUUACUGUCCUCAACGUCUAUCGUCACCGUCAAAGGUCUUUCUGACCUUCUGUGUGGAACAAAACGUUCCCCUCCUCGCGGAGUGUACCUGAUGUUUGUGUGUUUGCUUAUUUUUAUAUAUGAGAACACAAAUUUUGUACAGGAAAAUAAUGAAAAAUAAAUUGGCAGGAGUCUUUUGUCUUUUUGUAGAAUCAUUGUGAAGUUUGGAAGCGGAAAUAAAAAAAAAAUACUGUUCUGCCUGGAAA
This is a messenger RNA of Astyanax mexicanus (Mexican tetra), 3612 nucleotides long. It is a transcript of the gene eftud2, whose product is annotated as elongation factor Tu GTP binding domain containing 2. NCBI's taxonomy places the organism in Eukaryota, Metazoa, Chordata, Actinopteri, Characiformes, Acestrorhamphidae. The transcript has 28 exons. Gene Ontology annotation, biological process: mRNA splicing, via spliceosome. Gene Ontology annotation, cellular component: cytosol; U4/U6 x U5 tri-snRNP complex; U2-type catalytic step 2 spliceosome. Bases 185 to 3139 code for a protein of 984 amino acids. The record is from RefSeq and is a predicted model, not a curated record. Gene Ontology annotation, molecular function: U5 snRNA binding; GTP binding; GTPase activity.